GAGUCUCGAAGCCGCGCCCUCGGCCCGAGUCGCCGCGGUUGCAACGCACGCACAAGGGCCAGUGCCUCGACAUGCCGGUGUCUCGGGAUUUCGCGGGACCUGAUAGGAGAUAAACCCAAGGAUGACCCUCACAGAUCGCAAGGCCGGGACGAACGGACCCCGCUGGGAGGACGAGGACCAGGAACUCGCGGCCAGCGGGAGGAUCGGCCAGGACAUCGUCGUCGAGGCGAGGCUUAGAAGAUGCAGAGAGUACGAGAGCCUGCACUUCGAGCUGAUCCGCGGAGAGCUGCCCGUCUCUUCGAACCGAUAUCGAGUGCAGACCCGAGAGAACGUCGUCCAGCUGACCCUGAAGGAGUCCAGAAGAGACGACGCUGGCCAUUACUCGCUGAUCGCGAAGAACGUCUUCGGCAGCGCCUCGAAGAGGAUCCGCCUGGUCGUCGACGAGCCCAGCACCGACGACGGAGAUCCUCCGCUCUUCGUACGCCGAUUGUGCGACCUCGCGGUCAAGGUCGGCACCAGGACCAGGUUCCUGGUGGAGACUCGCAGCUCGACCGACCUCAAGGUCACGUGGCACAGGAACGACGUGCCCAUCCGGGAGAACUCCAGGUUCUCCUUUGUCCACGAGGGGAAUUUCUACUGCAUCGACGUGUCUCCCGUGACGAUCGACGACGAGGGGAACUGGACCUGCAUGGCGGAGAACCUGGGAGGGAGGUCGUCCUGCACGGCCUACCUCAGCGUCAUAGUGCCAAGGGCGUACAAGAGGCCGGAAUUCGUCGAGGAGCUUCGAGCCCUUCUCACGGAGACCGGGACGGUUUCCUUGGAGUGUAAGGUCGUCGGAGUGCCGACUCCUGUUUUAAGAUGGUAUAAAGACAACGAGGAGAUCAAAGCCGGAGAUGUCUUCGCCCUCACGGCCAACCCUGAGGACCCCACUUCUCUGGGGACCUACACCUGCGAGGCUGUGAACUGCAUGGGGACGACUUACUCCUCUUCCAGGGUCCACGUGAUGGGAAGAGGCAGUAGAGAGGGAUCCCUGAAACCCGCCGAUACCCUGGAGCCCUCGGGACCGCUUCCGAUUUUUCGGCUGCCCCUGAAGGACGAGGACUGCAAAAUCGGCGACAGCCUCGCGCUCUCUUGCUCGGUCCAGGUUCCACCCUGGCCAAAGGCGAUCAAUUGGUACAACGAGGCUGGCCGAGUCGAGCCUGGUGGUAGGUACCACCUCCUGGAGGAUGGCCUUGGUGGGUACUCCAUCGAGAUCAAGCCGGCGGAGGCCAUGGACCAGGGCGAGUGGAAAUGCGUCGCCACCAGCUUGGAGAACGUGAAGCAGUUCACGAGCUGCCACGUUGUAAUGUCCAUUCCCAAGAACUACAGGAAGCCUCGCUUCAUGGAGAGCCUCAGGGCGGUCCUCACGGAGGAGGGGUUGGUCUCCUUCGAGUGCAAGGUGGUUGGAUUCCCCACUCCUCUCUUGCGAUGGUUCAAGGAUGGACAGGAGCUUCGACCUGGGGAUGUCUACCAGCUGACCGGGACCAACUCGUUGGGGUCCUACUGUUGUAUCGCGAAGAACUGCAUGGGCGAAGCCAGGAGCACCGCGGAGCUGACGGUGGAGGACAUCCAAAACCAGCUAAACGAGGAGGAGCGUCUUCAGCUUCUGAGCGCCAACCAGCCCCCGAAAUUCAUCAAGGGCCUCAAGAGCUGCGAGGCGAAGAUCAACGAGGAUUUCCGAUUCACCGUCCAAGUCAGCGUUGCACCCGAGCCGGUACUGUCGUGGUACAGGGACGACGAACCGGUAAACGAAAACGACGAGCGAUACAAGGUCAUGAAGGAGUCCCUCGGUACUUGCCAUCUCGAUAUUCGCAAACUGGAAUUUUUGGACCAGGCCGAAUGGAAGUGCAUCGCCAGCAACAACUUCGGCCAGAGCGUGACGGCGUGCUUCCUGAAGCUCGUCAUCCCCAGGCACUUCAAGAAGCCGAAGUUCUUGGAGAACCUCCGAGCUUUACUGUCCAAUGAAGGAGCCGUUAACUUGGAGUGCAAAGUGAUAGGCGUUCCUCAGCCGGUCUUGAAGUGGUACAAGGAUGGCGAGGAACUGAAGCCUGGAGAUAUCCACAGGAUUGUCUCAGGUCGAGAUGGCACCUGCUGUCUGGGGACCUACACCUGCGAAGCCACGAAUUGCAUGGGCACAGUCAGCAGCUCGGCGUCUCUUCUGGGCUUCGAAGAUCGAGUCUCGGUGCGGAAGGAAGUGGAGAUAGUCCCCGGGCACGAGCUGACCCGCAACCUUUCGCUCUCGACGAUCCACGAGGAGAGAACCUCUCAACUCCACGAUACGACUCCGCACACGGAUCACUCGGUCACCCUGGAUGGUAGAGGAGAAGUCUCCUUCAGCUUCGACGGGAAAGAGGUAUCGGUCAGUCUCUACGAGACGCCAGACCUCACCGAAGAGGAGGCUCUGCAGAUCGUCGAGAUGUAUGCCGACCAGUUGUCGGAGCACGUCUCGGAGCACAACGUGAUCGAGCUGCCGCCGAUGCGAUUCGUGAAGGAGACCUCGACGUCCGGGAACCUGCUGAUGGAGGCGGUGGUGAUCGACGUCUCGCCGGAUUACUUCGUCUCGGCGGAGGAUUCCGACGACCUGCGAACCGAGGCCGACGUGGAGGGCAUGUCGAUGAUGGAGGACCGAACGGAGGCCUUGUCGUCUCCGGGAUUCGACCAGGUCGAGCUCCACGAGCAGGCGAAUGGUCCCUCCUGGCCCUCUCCCACGGCGGAUCCCGAACGACCGAAGAGACCCCCUAGGAAAAAAUCUGGGAGCAUCUCGUCGAGGGAGGAUCGCGAGCUGAGCGCCUUCACCUCGAUCAGCGCAAAGAGUCCCAGUCCGCGACCUAGUGAAUGCCAGAGUCCCAGGUUGGAAUCCGAGAGUUAUCACAGUGCGAGGGAGGCUGCACCGGACCUGGACCAGUCCCGGAGAGACGACAGCGAGGCUUUCGCCGAUGCUUUCAGUGCCUUUUCCGGAGUGGCGAGCGAGAAGUCGGACAACGAAGCCAAGGAUCAGGACUCUCGGCCAGGGAAGAGGAGAGUCAGCUUCGAUGGCACCUCCAGUCCGGAAUUCGCAUCCUCCUUCGACUCGGCGACCAGUCGAUCCAAACCCAAGUCAGAGGGAGACCGAACGACCGCCGCGGCCAGCGAGGACGAGGCUGGGAGAUCGAGAAAACGAAAGAAGAAGAAGAGGUCUCAGGACGAGGUCUCUUCAGGGAAGAGGCCCACGAAGAGCCUGUCGAAGACCAGCUCGGAGGAGUCCUCCGGGGCCAGUGGGGGGAAACGAGGGAACGUCUCCGGGAAAUCGGGAGAAGACGAGGAGAAGGCUGUCCAUCGGACGAAGAGUAACAAGGAGCGACUCCUGGACAGCAUCCGUGAUCUCUUGAGACCUGUCCUGGUGAUCAGGGAUGCCUUGAUCGACCCCGAUUCUCUGGUGGACUCGGCGGACCCGAAAAUCCGCGACGAGAGGAUCUCGCAGCGCGUGGUUCGUCCUAUCCGAAAUCUCUGCGACCAGGUCGCUGCGAUCGAGACGAAGGCGCUGCAGUCCGUUGGGGACACAUCCUUGGCUCAGGUCAUCAGGAUCUCCCUGUUGGAGACGAUAGGGGGUCCGGUAGAGGAGCUGUUAAGGGGGACCGAGUUGAUCGAGAGACAGGAAAGCGCUAGGACCGCGGAGUCCGACUCGAUCGUCCUGGAGUCCUUGACGGACCCCAUCGACGAGAUAGCCGCAGGACUCGUCAGGGUCGAACGCGAGUUGUCGGGUCAGGCCAAGCAUUCGAGGCCCAUUGCCUUGGAAAGGAUGGUCCACGCGACGACUCGCCUCGUCGAGGCUGUGGAAUUUUUCGACGUAUCCAAGGUGCCGAAUGACUCUUCCAGGCUUCUUCCAAUCCUGAAGGACCUCUCCAGGGAACUCGGCGAUUAUUUGGGAAGGGUCGCGGUGGAUCCUGAUACCGGAUCCAUGAGCUCCACCGACACGGUCAUCGUAGAGUCCUUGUCGAGGCCUCUUCAGGGUCUCGCUGGUACCCUUGCACGGACUAAAGAUGCUCCCUCUGACCAGGAACCAGGAAAGGAUUCGCUCAUCGAGGAUCUAGGACCUUCGGUCGAGGAGCUGAGGACCAAGCUGAAGAGCCUCAACGUCAUCGUGCAGAGCCAGGACGAGAGGAGUCCUGGUCUUGACUACCGAGGCACCGAGAACCACGUAGCCGCCCUGACGAGGACCGUGGCGAACCUCGAAGAGGAGAUGACCUCCAUCUCGGGAAGGGAGGACGAAUUUUCGAGAGAGCUCAUCCUGUCCGCUCAGAGACUCGGGCAGACCGUGGAAAGUCUGCCGGGGAAGAGAUUCGACUUUGAGAAGGCGCGACUGAUAGGGGUGCAGGAGGAGCUGAAGAAGACCCUGGAGAACGUAGUCCAGGACGCCAGGAAGAGGGAAACCCUCCAGGAGACCAUAAUACUCCUUGGAAGGUCCAUCGACGGACUGAACGAGGAGUCCUUCAGGCUCAAUUCUCGAUCCGAGGAAUGGGGACUUCCGAAGCUGACGGAGGCCUUGGAAACCCUGAAGGACGCCCUCGCCGAGACGAACCUGGCCGAGCUGGAGAACACUCGAGGUCUGGUAACGCGAACGAUCGAACAAUUUCGAGAGAAGCUGCAGGUGCAGCGGGACCAGAGGGUCCUGGCGAAGAUGAAGAGGUUCAAGGUCGCCGCGGAAAGCCUCGUCGAAAUCUCCUCUCGCUUCGAUGGAAGAAACGCGGUCCUUGUCCGCAGGGUCUUCGAGGAGCCCCUGGAGAGGAUCCUGGGAAGCCUUGGCAUCGUCCUGGAAAAAGUCCCCGAAGCGGCUGCAACGGAUGCUUUGGAAAGUCUCUUCAGGUGCGUCGGGAACGCAGGAAGGCUCGCAGGAUCCAUUGGCGACCUUAACGCAAAUGACGAAGAGGCCUCGCGAGUUCUCGAAGAGGUCUCGAAAAUGGCAGAUGAGGCGAUUCGCGAGGUCAAGGAGAAAUCCGCCGGAUUUCCUGAAGGUGGUAUCCACGAGAUUUCGCGGAGUCUUCGGGAAUUACGAAGCAGGGCUUGGGUCGCUGGGAAGAUCCUGAGGAACGACUCCCUAGUCAAGGAGGUUUCUCUACAGUUCGAAAAUAUCGCAGCGAUUCUUUGGCCGGACAAGGUCGACUCGGACGACGCGAUCAGGUGCCAGGUGAGGUCGCUCUCGAACGCGGUCUCGAUCGCCGAAAAAUUGCGCGCGGAGGUAGCCGAAGAGGAUAUUGAGGAGCGGUCGGAAGUCUCGAGGGAGCUGCAGAACGUCAUGGAAUGUUUGAUAAAAGAGUGGAGGGACCUCGUCCGGCAGAAAUCUCUGCUCGUCAGCGGUUCCAUGGAGAGCCUGGUCCCCUCUUUUCCGGUCAGGGCCAGAAACAGCGUGGCUGCGUUGAAAAAGGCGAUAUCCUCGAUUCAGUCCGAAAUCGGCUCGAGUAAAUUCGAAAGCGUCUUAGCCCCAGGUAGUCCACUCUACGUGGACUCCCUAAAUCGCCUGAAACACGCCCUGGAACUGAUAGAAACCAGAGGAAUCUCGGUGCUCUCCGAGCGACUCGCCGACCUCGCCAAGGAGGUGGACGGCAGGUCGAGAAGGCGAUCCGAGGGAAACUCUGGGAAAAGGGACGAGGCCAAGGCCAGGUCGUCGAGGUCCCCAUCGGUGGAGGAACCUCGAAACCUCUCGGAGAAAAUUCUAGAUCCUCUGAUUGGGGUGCAAUCUGCCGUCAGUGGAGUUCUUAGCGAUACCGGGGUGAUCGACGACGAGCUCUUCUGGGGAUCCGAAAUGGCGGCCAGCUUGCUGGAUCUUCGGCAAAGCGUGUCCAACGUGGCACACACUGCGACCACCCUGAAGGAGGGAGAGACGGUGAAGACCGUCCACGACCUCAAGGACUCCCUCUUGGAGCUGCAGCUAUCGCUCUCCUCGAAUUCGAUAACACCCCUGGAGGCGUCCAUGCUGGAGAAGCUGGUGGCACCUCUUCGUGAGCUGAAGAGCGUCGUCGAGGUGGUCCAACAGCACGAGAAGUCCAAGGGACCUGCAGGUAAAUCCGUCGCAUCGGUUAUCGCAGUCCUGGAGGACCUGGAGGAAAGCAUUCCUCGAGCUCUUCGGCAGGCGGGGACCAGGAGGAGACCUUCCGGGAUAGCACUAUUAACUCCUGGGAUCAUAGCCGAGCCGCUAAGUGCGGUGCAUUCUGCGAUUUCCGGAGCCCUGGAGCACCUUCAGGAGCGUCGAUCCUCGAUCAUCCUGGAUCUUGAAGAGGUGAGGAACAACGUGGGGUCCCUCGUAGCCUUGGCCUCUCUAGAGCGGCCGCCUAUUGACGAAGACGUGGUUGCCGAGCUGGCAGGGCUGAAGGAACCUCUGUUGAAGCUGAGGAAGGCUCUGGUUGUCAGCGAGGACCAGAAAUCCGAUUACUCCGAAGAGUGGAGUAUAGUGGAAUCCCUGGAGGACCCUCUUCGACGCUUGAAGGCGAUAUUCCUUGAUCUGGUGGAGGUUGCCGGCGUCCAGGCCAUCCUGCCUACCGUGGAGGUCCUGGAGGACAUCGAGAGGGACUUGGGGAAAAUGGCGGAGGUGAUCCAUCAUGCGAAGGAAACCGUCCAGGAGCCUAGAAAAUUGGAAACGGCCAGCGGGAAAAUUCCCGAAAUUUUCGAGGCGAUUCGCGUCUCGCUCUGCGCCAUGUCUCGAGAAAAUGAGAGACAGGAGGCUGAGAAGAGUGAAAAGAUCGAGAAGGACAAGGAACCUGUCGAAGAGGACACUCUUACGGACUCCAUAGGCGAGUUGACGAGAGUCGUCACUGACGUGGCUCUUGCCACUUCGUUCCCUGAACAGCUGGCAGCCGAGGUGGCAUUUGACGAAGAGGUGCUGGGAAAUCUCGGGCAGCUUACUAGACCCUUGAAGAAGCUCCUGGUCGCCUUGACGACUCAGAGAGAGACGAGCGACCUUGGGGUCCUGGAGAAUCUGGAUUCUCCCGUGAGGCAGCUACACGGAGUCGUUGAAGAGGCACUAAGGGAGACUCCAGGGUCUGCGAACCUGAAGAACGUCCUGGAGGUUAUCGAAGAAGUCGAAAACGCGAUUCCCAGGUGCGUCGAGCAGGUGCGUUACAAGAGGGACCUGGGAGAGGCGGCGAGUUCCCUGGAGGUAGCCGAUCUUCAGGCUCCACUUCAAGGCCAAUUGGGUGAGAUUAUCGGCGAGGAGACCAAGCCGAUAACGGACUCGCCUCCUAUCAGGGAAUCCGCCAGUGACAGACUGCACAGAGCCGCGGCAUCUCUCAACAGCACUCUGGAGGACUUCGAACAGCUGGCCGGGAGUCGACACGCCUCGAAGACCGCCACUUGUCUCGAGACCCUGAUGAACACCUUGGGGAAGACUGCCACCACUUUGACACGAUCGAGGAGCAAGGAACCGGAGACUGGAAGAUCCGAUGACGAAAAGGCAGCCCAGAAGCGCGAAGAGGAGGCGAGGACCGUAUUGGCCUUGAAAGAAUUAUCCCAACCCCUGGUCGAGCUUCGAAACGCUCUCAGCACCCAGAAUCUGGAUUCUGAAAAUCAAGGACCCAACAAACACGUGAUCCAGGAGCUGCUUAUCCUGAAUCGCUUGAAAGAGCCUCUUCGGGAUAUCAAGCUGAGCCUCAGCGAGGCCAGCGAGUCGGCCCUGAACUCCUCCCUCGAGGUCCUCCAGGAAAUCGACUCCCUGGUCCCUCUAGUCAUCGAAGAGAUCGACGCGAAGCAGCGAGUCCUGCGAGUCCUCGAAGAGGUCACGAAACCUCUCGAGGUGGUGAGAGAGUGCACCAGAGAUUUAGUCCAGGAGAACCUGCAGAAGUCCGUGGAAAGCGACGUGGCGUCGAUCAUCGUCGAGCCCCUGGAUGCUCUCUGGGAGGUCCUGGAAUCCAUUGGCCAGGACCUGGACCAGCUGGACCUCCAACGAGAGGUUGUCUUGGAAUUGAAUGCCCUGGUGGGACCAUUGAUAGAGUUCCAAAGCAGCUUGUCCGUGGUCAGGAGCAGCCGGAGUGCUGCUCCGGAGGUCGCUCUUCUGGACGAGAGGAGGAACGUCAUCUGCCAGGCUCUGGAAGGACUCAGGACCUCCUUGGCCUUGACCCUGGAGAGAACGGAAAAAAGUGGCAGGGCCUCGGAUCCGAUUUCUCGAGCAUUGGUGUCCCUGGACGAGGCCAUGGGUUCGGCUCAAUGCAGGGUCAGUGGCACCGAUUACUCCAGGAGACCGAGCAUCACCCUGAGGAGUCGCAUGGUCCUGCCCCUGGAGCACCUGGGAGGCGCCAUUUUGGCCCUGGAAGAACGAGCUGAUGACGCUACCUCUGGAAUCGUCAAAGACUCUCUGGAGGCUCUCAGGAAGCAGAUCGUCCUGGCCCAGACGCAAUUCGGCCAGCCCGAGCAGAGACCAGUUGAUGAAGAAGCCAUCGUGGAAGGCUUCCUCUAUCCCACGAAUCGGCUGAGGUCUGCACUAAUUGCGCUAAAGGAGAAGCAGAGCCAAGAAGAUGGAACAACCACUUCCUUGCAACCACUCGCUCCAGCGACUGCGGAGCUUCUUCGAGUUUUUGGGGACUGCACUGGAGAACUGUGCUCCUCUCUUCUGGUGCUGCAGGAUGAACUGCAACACGAAGCGACUGGACCAUCCAUUAUUGAGACCCUCUCCGCAGUGUUUCCUCCACUGGACGCCAUUCGAGAGCUCGUGAAAGAACUAGUGGGAGCUGGGCAGAAACCUGAAGAGGCCCUUGUCGAGGCUCCGGAUAAUGUUCCCUCGACGGUGGCGGUCACCGAAGUCGAAACUCUUGUUCUGGUGGAAGAGGUCCUUGAAGUGGCGAGUCGGGAAAUAGAGUGUCCUGUAGAUGCGAGAGAACUUCACGGACAACUGGUAUCCCUGCAGGAGUCGAUUUCGCCAUUGCUAUCCGGUGAACCGGAGACUCUUCUCGGCCUUCCUCAGGAACUCCUGGAGGAAUCCGUGGAUCUGAAACUAUUAACGAAACACUUGAAAGUCCUCGAAACUGCUGUGAAAGAGACCCAGACUCAAGGAAAUCUGUCGGAAAAGGUUUCUGAUAUUAAGAAGACGACGUCGUUGCUGAAGAACCUGCGACAGUCGGUCGCCAUGAUGAAGACUGCCGAGCAACAGUUAUAUGUAGAAGUAAGCGAACUUCCCGUUGCACUUUCUGCGGUUAUCGACGUACACACGGCUACCAUAACGGCCUUUGAAGAAGUUGAAGAAGCAAUUGAUAAAUUGACGGUAUCCCUGCAGACCGCUCAGGUCGGAUCACUUCCGGUGGAGCAGACUCGUGUCCUUUUCGCUCAGUUACAGUCCCUCCAGGAGUCCAUUUCCCCGGUUUUAUCUACCAUACAACCUCUUCAAGUUCCGAACGAGGAAGUUGCAGAUCUGCAAUCGUUAACGCAACAACUUGUAGUGCUCGAAAACGCCGUCGAAAUUGCGAAGACGGAAGGAGGAGCGAUGCUGAAGAGUCCUGAAGUCGAGUCGGCGACAGUCCUGCUGGAAGACCUGAGAAAGUCCGUCGUAGCUUUACGAGAAGCCGAAGAAAAAUGGCAGGAAGACGUUGGUGAACAUCCUGUCGCCUCUUUUGGAGGGUCCGGGGAAGUUGCAACACACACAGCCACCGAGGGCGUUCUUGAAGAAACGCUGCAAGCGAUCGGCCGGUUGAACGUCGCCUUGCAGACGUGUCAAGAAAAGUCCCUGGAAGAUCUUCCUCAGGUUGCCGAGAUCUCUCGUGUUGAGGAAGUUCCUGAAGACCUGGUAGAUAUUAAGGGAAGCGACAUUCAGCAAGCCACAGCUCGACCACUGGAGGAGCUCAUCGAGGCCAUCGUCGAGGGGGCAACCGAUGGCGGGGUCCUUGGAGAACGCCAGAGUUCGCCAAUGAUCGAAGCAGGGGUCGAAGAGGUUGUUGAAGAAGUUGAAAUGCAACAUGCCAAAGUAAUGGAAGCAGCACUACAGUCACCGGUAGAAGCUGUCCAAGGAGCGGUGGAACUUGAAGAGAGCAUGGAGCAGGUCGCUUCGGUUGGCACCUCUGUUGAAAUUUUCCAAGAAGCUGAGAUCCUGACUGAAGAAAAUGUUACUAUUACUGAGUCAUCGGUGGAGAUUCGGGAAAUAGAUGAAGAGAAGGUCCAGCGAAUCGGAGUGGAAGCUGUUGAAGCGACGAGGGAUGAAACGACGGCAUCCUUGGUGGUUGCAUCUGAAACUGCAGAAACAGCUGCAUUUAUCGAAGAGGUUCAGGAGCUUGCUCCGGUACUUGAAUCUUCGGUCGCGGUUCGAGAAAAAGAGGCUGAAGAGGUUCAACAGAUCGGACUUGAAUCUAUCUCAGUGAUAGCUGACGAAGCUGCUGCAGCCAUACCUAUCGAGGCUGGAAUUAAAGAAACAUCCGCAGUGGUUGAAGAGACCCAAGAGUUAGCUCCUGUUGCCGAAUCCUCCGUUGCUCUUCAAGGUCGCGCUGAAGAAGCGAUUCAGCAAGUCGGCUUAGAAUCUGUAGUAGUAACAAAAGACGAGGUGAUCACCGAAGUGCCGAUUACAGCUGAAUCUGCAGAGACAGCUGUGUCAGUUGAGGAAACUCAAGACCUCGGACCUGUUGCCGAGUCCUCAGUUGCAGUUCAGGGUCAGGUUGAAGAGAUCACUCAACAGGUCGGAGUGGAAUCUGUGGAGGUAACCAAAGAUGAAGUAUUUGCCGAUAUGUCGAUGGCAACUCAAUCUGCUGAAACAGCUGCAGCAGUGGAGGAAGUACAUGAACUCGCACCUGUUGCUGAGUCUUCGGUUGCAGUUCAGGGUCAGGUUGAAGAGGUCACUCAACAGGUCGGAGUGGAAUCUGUGGAGAUAACAAAAGAUGAAGUACUUACUAAUGUGUCGAUGGCAACUCAAUCCGCUGAAACAGCUGCAGCAGUGGAGGAAGUACAUGAACUCGCGCCUGCUGCUGAGUCUUCGGUUGCAGUUCAGGGUCAGGUUGAAGAAAUCACUCAACAGAUCGGGGUGGAAUCUGCAGAAAUAUCAAAGGACGAGAUUGCUACUGAUGGACUGAUUGCAGCUGAAUCUGCAGAAAUUGCUGUAGCCGUCGAGGAAGUGCAAGAACUUGCUCCCGUUGUCGAAUCCUCAGUUGCAGUCCAAGGCCAGGUUGAAGAGGAGAUUCAACAAAUUGGCGUAGAAUCUGUAGAAGUAGCAAAAGACGAAACAGCGACAGACAUGUCAGCAAUUAUUUCAGCAGUCGAAACGGCAACAGAGGUUGAAGAGAAGAAAGAACUCACCUCCGCAACCGAAUCCUUGAUUACCCCUGAAGGUAAACCUGAGGAAAGGGUUGAAGAAUCAGAAGCAUUAAAAGACGAAGUAACGGCUACUCUGUCAACAGCUGUUGAAACGGUUGAAACGACUCUUUCUGACGAGACGCAGGAGCACACUUCAACAAUUGAAACCGCAAUUGCAACAGAGAGUAAAGUUGAAGAAUUUCUGGAACAAAGUGGAGUGAAGUCUGUAGAAGUGCUGCAAGACGAAAACGCUACAGCUUUGUCAACUACAGCAGAAGCCGUAGAAACUGAAGAGGUGAAGGAAGAAGUUCCAACUCUAGAAUCUCCGAUCGUUGCCGAAGUUGAAGUGAAAGAAACUAUUCAACACGUGGGAGCAGAAUCAGUCGAAAUGAUAAAGGACGAGAUAACGACAAUCUUACCAGCCGAUGCAGAAAAUGCCGAAAAAGCGGCAGAAAUAGAGGAAUCGAGUGAACAGGCUUCAGCUAUUAAAUCCGCAGUUGAAAUUCAAGGAAAAGCAGAGGAAGUCGUAGAACAGAUCAGCGCAGAAUCUAUCGAAGAAAUUAAAGAAAAUCUGGAGCAAGUUUCUCCGGCCGAAACAUCGAUUGCUACCGAAGUCGAGGAAGCAGCUCAGAAAAUCGGAGCAGAAUCUGUUGAAGUGGUGAAGGAAGAGGAAACGGAGACUUUGGCUGUCCCUGUUGAAGCAGUUGAAGCGCCAAUAAAAAUCGAGGAAGUCAAAGAAGAGUUGUCGAGUGUUGAACUUCCAAUCGUAACUCAAGACACGGUGCAGGAAGUUAUUGAACAGGUCGGUGCAGAGUCGGUAGAGGUAUUAACUGAAGAAGUAGCAUCAUCACUUCAGGUUCCCAUCGAAAUAUCUGAAACUGUAACAGAAGUUGAAGAGACGAGGGACCAGGUUUCAGCUACCGAAUCUUCGGUUGCGGUCCAAGGAAAAGCAGAGGAAGUCGUCGAACAGAUUAGCGCAGAAUCGGUAUCAGAAAUUGAAAGAUCAGCUGAGCAAGUUACUUCGGUUGAAACGUCAAUUGCUGAAAAUGUCGAGGAAGCGGGCCAGAAAGUAGCUGCAGAAUCUGUUGAAGUAAUACAAGAAGAAGCUGCGGCAGCCUUGGCUGUUAUCGCGGAAGCUGUAGAAACUGCGGAAGAAGUUGAAGAAGCGAAGGAACACGUCGCUGCAAUCGAAUCUUCCAUUGCCACGGAGUCUAAAGUUGAAGAAUCCACUGAGCAAGUCGAAGUCCAAUCCGUGGAGCCAUCGAAGGAUGAACCAACGACGGAUUUGUCAACCGCUGUCGAGGUGCUCGAAACGACCGAAGUUGAAGAAAGGAAGAGUCAGGAUGUAGCUGCUGAAUUCUUGGUCGCAACUGAGAGCGAAAUCAAGGAAGUCGUCGAAAAGAUCGCCGCAGAAUCGGUAGAAAUAUCCAAGGAAGAAGAGUCUGCACCGUUCACUGUUUCCACUGAAGUUGAGGAAGCUGCCGUAGUAGUUGAAGAGACGAAAGAGCAGGAAUCAGUCAUCGAAUCCGCGAUUGUGACACAAGGUGAAGUUGCAGGUGAGAUUGCUCAACAGGUGGUUGUUGAGACCGUCGAAGUGGUACCUGAAGAAGCAACCGUGCCGUUCCUCGUUGCUGAAGAUGUCCAGAGUGCAGCAAAGAUCGAAGGAAUUAAAAUCGAAGAAAGUACUCAACUAGCGGCAACAGAGUCCAUAGAACUGGCGAAGGAAGAAAUACCUGCCGAGUUGCCGAUCGCCCUUGAAAUUGUCGAAGCAGCAACAGAAGUUGAAGAAGUUGCCGAACACGUUUCCGCCCUUGAAUCUUCGAUCGCGACCGAAGGAAGAGUUGAAGAGGUCAUCGAGCAGAUCGGGAAGGAGUCGGUAUCUCUGUUACCCGCAGAAACAGCAUCCUCGCUGGAACUUCCUGCUGUUGCUGCCGAAAAUGCCGCAGAAGCUGAAGAAGUUAAACAAGAAGAGAUCGCCACCGAAACCUUGGUCCCGACGCAAGUCGCACCUGCCGAGAUGAAAGAAACUGAAGAACAGAUUUUAGAAACAGACGCGGCGGAAUCUUUAGAUGUCGAAGAACUCGAAGAACUUGCACUGGCCGACUGGUCCGUCGUUUCUAGAUUAUUGGAACCGGUCCAAAAAAUAGAAAGAGCCAUCGUGGACAUUGACACGGAGCUUAGUCUCGUUCUUCGUGAACUAGGCGAAGAGGAAGCUGAAAAGACAGAAAAUGUGACGGUCCACGAUGCUUUGCGUUCUCUGGUGGAUCCAUUGGUGAACGUCGAGGCGGCUUUCUCGGCCAUCUUGAAAGAGGAAGCAGAGGCCGAAGAGGCUGAAGAGCUUCCUGAAAAGGCGGUCGACCAUGAAGAGGCUACCCAAGCGGUAGUAGAUUCUCUCUUCGAGCUGGAGAGGUUCAUGUCGGUGCUGGUGGAAAGAACGGCGGCGAGUGUCGCGGAACAUGCCGAAGAGGAGGCUGAUAAUUUGGAUGAGCUGAUUCAACCUCUGCGAGAACUCGGAGAGGCCAUCGUUACCAUUCAGGAAUCUCCGGUGACGUACUUGGAACAUCUGGAAAGGCCUUUGGAAGCUGUGAGGAUUGCGAUGGAAAUUGUUCGAGAGAAGAUAGUCGCUGCAGCUGCUUCGCCUCUGCCUCCUGAAGAAGAGGAACUACACCCGGAAGGGACUGACUACUCCGAGGAAAUAAGAACGAGUCAGAGCACUCCUGGGGACGACCUUGAAAUGGAGGAAGAAGAGGCUGAAGUAGAAGUCGAGGAAGAACUUGCUCGGCGCGAAAAGGAAGAAAAGGAACGAGAGACUCGACGACUGGAAGAAGAAGCUCAGCGAGUGAAGGAAAGAGAAGAGCAGGAGCGUAUUGCAAGAGAAGAGCUCGAGCAAGAGAAAAAAGAAGAACAGGAGCGUGUUGAGCAAGAGGAACUUGAGCGAAAAAGGAAAGAAGAGCUAGAGCGUCUUGAAAGAGAGGAGAUUGAGCGAAAAACGAAAGAAGAGCAGGAGCGCCUUGAAAAGGAGAAAAUUGAGCGAAAGAAAAGAGAAGAGCAGGAGCGUAUUGAGCGAGAAAAAAAAGAGGAGCAAGAGCGCCUUGAAAGGGAGGAAAUUGAACGAAAGAAAAAAGACGAGCAGGAGCGUCUCGAGCGAGAGGAACUUGAGCAAAAAAAGAAAGAAGAGCAAGAACGUCUUGAAAGAGAGGAAAUUGAACGAAAGAAAAAAGAAGAGCAGGAGCGACUCGAGCGAGAGGAGCUUGAGCAAAAAAAGAAAGAAGAGCAAGAACGUCUUGAAAGAGAGGAAAUUGAACGAAAGAAAAAAGAAGAGCAAGAGCGCCUUGAAAGGGAGGAAAUUGAGCGAAAAAAGAAAGAAGAGCAAGAGCGCCUUGAAAGGGAGGAAACUGAGCGAAAAAAGCAAGAAGAGCAAGAGCGCCUAGAGAGAGAGGAAAUUGAACGAAAAAAGAAAGAAGAAGAAGACCGCCUUGAGCGAGAGGAGCUUGAACGAAAAGAGAAAGAAAAGCAAGAGCGUCUUCAGCACGAGGAACGUGAACGAAAAGAAAAAGAAGAACGCGAACAUCUUGAACGUGAGGAACGCGAAAGGAAAAAAGAAGAAGAGGAGCGUCUUGCCCGAGAACAGCAGCGACUUGAGAGACAGGAAAUUGAACGGAAAGAGAAAGAAGAACAGGAGCGUCUUGAGCUUGAGGAACGAAAGAAAAGGGAAGAACAGGCACGUCUCGAACGCGAUGAGCUUGAAAGGCAAAAGAAAAAGGAAGAGCAAGAACGUUUAGAAAAAGAAGAGUUGGAACGAAAGAAAAAAGAAGAACAGGAACGUCUCAAUCGAGAGGAACGUGAACGAAAGGAAAGAGACGAGCGGGAACGUCUGGAAAGGGAGGAGUUGGAACGAAAAAAGAAGGAGGAAGAAGAGCGCCUUGAACGAGAAGAGCUUGAGCGCAAGAAACAGGAAGAAAAAGAACGUCUUGAGAGAGAGGAACGCGAAAGGAAGGAAAAGGAGGAACGAGAACGUCUUGAACGCGAAGAACUCGAGCGCAAGAAAAAGGAAGAAAAAGAACGUCUUGAGAGAGAGGAACGCGAAAGGGCAGAACAGGAGGAACGAGAACGACUUGAACGCGAAGAACUCGAGCGCAAGAAAAAGGAAGAAAAAGAACGUCUUGAGAGAGAGGAACGCGAAAGGACAGAAAAGGAGGAACGAGAACGUCUUGAACGCGAAGAACUUGAGCACAAGAAAAAGGAAGAACAAAAACGACUUGAGAGAGAGGAACGCGAGAGAAAGGAAAAGGAAGACCGAGAACGCCUCGAAAGAGAGGAAAUUGAACGAAAGAAAAAGGAAGAACAAGAACGCCUUGAACGAGAAGAGCUUGAGCGGAAGAAAAAGGAAGAACAGGAACGUCUAGAGCAAGAAGAGCUUGAGCGGAAGAAAAAGAAAGAGGAACAAGAACGCCUCGAAAAAGAGGAAAACAAGCGCAAAAAGAAGGAAGAGAAUGAACGUGUAGAGCGAGAAGAGCUUGAGCGAAAGAAAAAAGAGGAGCAAGAGCGCCUCGAACGGGAAGAACUCGAGCGAAAGAAAAAAGAGGAACAAGAACGCCUUGAACGGGAAGAACGCGAGCGAAAGAAAAAAGAAGAACAAGAACGUCUUGAACGGGAAGAAAUUGAGCGAAAGAAAAAAGAGGAACAAGAACGUGUUGAAAAAGAGGAAGCUGAACGAAAAAAGAAAGAAGAGCAGGAGCGUCUUGAAAGAGAGGAGCGUGAAAGAAAAAAGAAAAAGAAACUGGAGCGGCUGGAGCGAGAGGAACGUGAACGAAAAGAGGAAGAGGAGCGAGAGCGUCUUGAAAGGGAGGAAGCUGAGCGAAAAAAGAAAGAAGAGCAAGAACGACUUGAGCGAGAGGAGCAAGAACGGAAGGAAAAGGAGGAACAGGAACGUCUUGAACAAGAGGAGCUGAAACGAAAGAAAAAAGAAGAACAGGAACGUCUCGAGCGAGAGGAAGAGGAGCGUAAGAAACAGGAAGCCGAACGCAUAAAAAAAGAAAAAGAAGAACGACUGAAGCGCGAGGAGGAGGAACGGAAAAAACAAGAGGAGGAAGAACGAGUCAAGCGCGAGGAAAAGAAACGCAAGAAAAUGGAAGAACAGGAGCGUCUCAAGCGGGAAGAGGAGGAGCGUAAAAAAAAGGAAGAGCAGGAACGUUUAGAGAAGGAGGAAGCUGAGAAACAGCGGAAAAAGGAGGAGGACCUGAAAAAGAAAGAAGAGGCUCGAAAGAAGGAGGAAGAAGCUGAGCGGAAGAAACAAGAAGAGCUCGAGAAGAAAAAAAAAUUGGAGGCCGAGCGAGUUAAACAGGAAGAGGAGGAAUCUCGGCGAAAGGCUCAGGAAGCUGCCGAGAAAGCCAAAAAACUAAAAGAGGAGAACAUGCAAAAGGAAGAAGCUAAACGCAAAAAAAUUGAGCAAGAAAAAGCGGAAAAGGAGGAAGCCGACCGUCUAAAGAGAGAGAAGGACGAGCAAUCAAGAAAAGAGGAAGCCGAGCGGAGAGAACUCGAGCUUCAGAACCGGGAGGACCGGAAACGGAAGCAGCAGGCAGAGGAGGAAGAAUGUAAAAAGAGAGUCGUGGAAGAGCGAAAAAUGCGCGAGGAUGAGGAGCGCUUGAAGAGACGCACCGAGAAACAGCUGAUCGCUGAAGAAGAGCGAGUUCGAUCUCAAAGAGAAACCAAUCGAGCGAUGAAGAGGACGGACCGCGAAGAAAGGAAACGAGAAGUGAUGGAGCGAUUGCAACAGGAAGGAGAGGAUUGCCUGAAAAAAGAGGAGCGCAAACGUCGCGCAAGGAAAGAUCAGACCGAAGACGAGCAUCGCGCAGAUGACAACCUGACUGAAAGAACUCAAGAAAACGAUACGCAGAAAAUCGAAGGAAAAAAAAGGAGAAGACGAUCCGAGGUGGAUACAAUCGAAAAGUACUCGAUCAGUGAACCAGGCUUGCCAAAAAGCGAAUUAGCGAAAACAUCUUCAUUCGGGCCAGAAGACGAAGAGGCGGGAUACCAGACGCAACGACUAGAAGAGUGGUGUACUCCAGAAAAAGUGAGACCAAUCUCUGAAAUUCGUUACGUCGCGGAUGUCAGAAUGAAAGAGAUCCGAGCGGUGAAUCUUCACUUACACGAAAGGGACACUUCUCCGGUUCGCCGAGCAAGGAUCCCAGGGAAGCUGAGUUCCUGGUCCUCCGAGAUCUUCACGACCCAAGCCGAUGCCCCGAAGGACCGCGAGAAAAGGGACGCCGAAGCGAGCGUCCGUCGACCGUUCUUCUGCACAAGGCUGAGAGACCGGACGGUGGUCGGAGGCACAAGGGUGAAGCUGAUGUGCGCAUUCCUGGGUCAUCCAGAACCUGAAGUGUCCUGGACCAGAAACGGAGCAAAACUAGGAACCAGCGGUCGAUAUCGUGCCAGCAUGCAGCAGGGUGGAGUAGCCUGCUUAGAAUUCUUCUCGAUUUCCCCUGACGAUUCCGGAGACUACGCCUGCGAGGCCUCCAAUCCUCACGGUUUCUCCUCUACGGAAUGCAGGAUCACGGUUCGACCAGACCUCGUGACCGCUCCUGCGAUCGUGCCCAGACCCUUCGUCACCAGUCUCCUGAAAGACUCGUACAGACCCGCCGAGAACGUCCUCAUCCUGGAGUGCAGGAUCCUGGGAGAGACUUCUCCGAAGAUAUCCUGGCUGAAGGACGGGACCCUUCUCCAGGGUAGCCGCUACGAGCAGCAGAGCGACCUGCAGGAAGGAAUCUGUCGUUUAAGGAUUUUUAAUCCCGUUUCCACUGACAGCGGGCGGUACAUCUGUAGAGCGGAAGGUUUCUCCUUCAGCGACCAGAUAUCCCACGUGGUCCACUUCGAAGGACACGAAAAGCACACCCCUAGCAGAUUCCGCGAUAGAGCCUCCCCUCAACCCGCGAUUCCCCCCAGGGGUAAACCAAGAUUCGCCAGUGCGUUAGCCGACCACAGUGUACCAGCUGGUGGAACCAUUGCCCUGCAGGUCGAAGUCAGAGGUUCUCCAUCUCCAGAGGUGAUGUGGCUGCACGGGGAGAGGAAGGUUCCCGUCUGCUCCCCGAAGGUGAGGACCUUCUCCGAGGCUGGAAUUCAUACCCUGUUGGUCCCGGAAGCCACGGAAUCCGAGGGUGGCACCUACGUCUGCAGAGCGAGCAACGUCCAUGGAUUGACGGAGACAAUCGCCAUGGUUCAGGUCGUCGCUCCGAGUUCUGUAAAAGGAGGAAAACCCGCCAUGUUCGUCACCAGGCCUGACGAUUGGAUGACAGUGACAACCGGCGAGGACGUCAGCGUGUCCUUCAGGGUGACUGGCACCCCGAAGCCUAGGGUGACUUGGAUGAAGGGAAUAAGAGACAUCACGAACAGCACGCGAUCCGUUAAGGAGGUCCACGACGACUACGUUCGGUUCACCUUGAAGAGAGCCUUGCCCUCCGACGAAGGCACCUACUGCAUCCUGGCGAAAAAUUGCUACGGAUGCGACAGGGCGUUCUUCACGUUGAAGGUAAGGACUCGAGCCAGAUCGCUGACGCCGACGACCGAUUCUUGGGGAAGUUCGGACACUAAUAGCCUCCUCAGCCAUAUCCACAACAAAGAGAGGUCCUAUGUCAAAAAUGUCCCUGGUCCCAUUCGAAGCGAACCCAUUGCCAUCGACGGUGGGAAGAACUGGCUGGCUUUGACAUGGGGAAAAGCGGAGCAACGUGGAUCAGCCCCUGUGAUCGCCUACAAGGUCGACGCCUGGCUGAUGGGUGGAGACGGAGGGGCUCGAUGGACCGAGCUUGGAAUAACGCCAAUCAACGCAUACGACGCGUUCAACCUUCGACCUGGCGGAGAGUACACAUUUCGAAUUACCCCUAGAAGUCGGUACGGCUGGGGAGAGUCGAUGGUCUCGACGUCGACCAUCGUCGUGGGAGGUGUGGCUGAGAUUCCCGAAUUUACGAGGGUACUCCCCGGUCAGCUGAAGGCCCUCGUUGGUUCCACCGUGAACCUGGAAUGCGAGGUUCGGGAAAGGUCGAAGGUAACCAGCAUGCGUUGGUUCCGAGACGUGACUCCAAUAGAAGAGCAGGAUGACCCCAGGUAUGUCGUCCGGAAUAAUGACACCGAAAGCUCUCUCACCAUCAGAGACAUUAACGAAGACGACUCUGGGAGGUACUUCUGCGAAGCUACCAGUGAUGCUGGGAGGGCUUCCACGUUCGCCAGGGUCUUCGUCGUCACCAGUCCUCGCGUCUUCGAGGCGGACACCAACCUGAGGAGAGUCCUCGACGAAACUCCCGUCGAGGUGCCCCCGCAGUUUACGAUGAGGCUUCGAGACCGACGCGUGCAAGCGACUUAUCCCGUGAGAUUGACUUGUCAAGUCAUUGGCAAUCCAGAACCGGAAGUGACCUGGUUCAAGGACGGCAAGGAGAUCCAGCGGAGAGAAGGAAUGUACACCUUCUGGAACGACGAGGCGCACUUUUACACCCUGGAGAUCGUUCACUCCAGUCUGGAGGACUCUGGAUGCUACAUGGCGACCGCCAGGAAUCCCAAUGGCUCCGUUUCCUGCCGAUGCAGCCUCGUCGUCGACAAAGGCAUCCGAGCUUACAUCGCUCCCGAGUUUUUGCGAGGAUUGGACGACUUUUAUACCGUAAAGGCCGGUGGGGAACUGAGGAUGGCCGCCCAGAUAGAGGCGUACCCCUCGGUCGGAGUUGUAUGGUUUAGAAACGGAGUUAGACUGAGACCCAGCAGAAAGAUCGUGAUGACUCUGAGCCACGAUGGGACCGUGGAGAUGUCCAUGGCAGGCGUCUCGAUAAGGGACGAGGGGAUUUACGUCUGCACCGCGAACAACGAAGUCGGGAAAGUGGAGACGAGCACGAAAGUCGCCGUCCUGAAGACAGACGACGGAGACACGAGCUACCCUGAAAUCUCGAUAUCCGCACCGUCGGACACCUUCACGACCACCGACGUCCCGUACUCUAAGGUCCCUCUAUUCGUGACGAAGCCGUUGUCCACCGAGGCCGUCGAGGGUGAGACGGUGGUGAUUCUCUGCGAGGUGGUGGGCGACCCUAAACCAGAAGUGAUGUGGCUCAGAGACUUCUUGAAGCCGGGCUAUUACAAGGACGCGCAGCAUUUUCGGAUGGUAGGUGCAGGACCGCAGUAUCGCCUGGAGAUCCCUUACGCAAAACUCGACUUCACCGGCACUUACUCCGUGAUCGCGAAAAAUUGUCAUGGGGAAGCGAAGGCCGUGAUCUCUUUGCAGAUUUAUGCCAAAGGCCAAGGCAGGGAAGACACCAUGAAGCGAUCCUCCGUCAGGACUGGAAAGGUUCUGACUUUGCCGAUAGUUAAGAAGGACCUGAGAGACCUGAGAUGCUGCGACGGAGACGCGGUCACGUUUAAAUGUAAGGUGUCAGCAAGCCCCGAACCGGACAUCCGAUGGGAGAAGGGAGGAAAGUUGAUACCACUAGGAGAUGACUUUAUGACGAGCUUCGAUGGGGAAACGGCUCGGCUGAGCAUCCAGAACGUUUACCCUGAAGACGAGGGAGAGUACACUUGCAUCGCGUACAACGAUCUCGGGAGAGCAUUUACUUCGGCGUGUCUCGUGGUCGACGUGCCCGAGGAAAAGGAGGUGCUGCUCAGCAGACAGCUGUCUAGACCCACCGGUCUGCUGUCAGCUGGAUCGACUCCUCGUUCAACUCCUCGCUCUACUCCCGUCAGGAGUCUCUCACCUUCCAUGACACGAGGUCGGGAAUUCAAGACACCAGCCCGAAGCACGAACCUGAAGCGCGCUAAAGUGACUGCUCCAAAGUUUUACGCGGUUCCCCAUAAUCGAGUGGCCGAAGAAGGUGAAACGGUUCGAUUCCAAUGUGCCAUCGCUGGUCACCCGUCGCCAUGGGCGUCCUGGGACAAGGACGGCGAGCGUGUCACCCCCAGCGCCAGGAUCUCGAUCCAGGAAAAGGACGACCUCAGGGUCCUCGAAAUCUCCGAAGUCACUCUCGAGGACGCUGGGCUGUACAGAGUCACCGUAGAGAAUAAUAUAGGCCGGGUGGAGGCGACUGCCAGGCUCGAUAUAAUCGGUCACCACGGGUCCCUUUCUCGGACCGUCAGAACCAGAAGUGCCUCGCCAAGGUCUUGCCCUACUUAUGGCCGAGGUCUUGUUGGGUCUGCCGCGAGAGUCAAUGGACGUCUUCAGCUUCCCAGCGACGCGCGAAGCGGCACUCGAAGCCCCACUCCGGCGUCUCAGAGAAAUGGGAAGCAGUACGUGCAGUCGAGCAAGGCCGAGCAUAACGGAAAUGGGAGAAUUUCCGCGGCAAAAAAGAAGACGAGGCCUCGUGCCAACGGAGACUGCGACAAAAGGGAAACUGCAAUCCUGAAUGGGAGCCCUCGCGUACAAAAAGACAAUGCAAACGCCAAACUGGUGAACCCAAGACGAGGCAGGCAGUGCUGCUCCAAUCAGCCAAAAAGACACGAAGCGAUGCGUCCGUCCUCGAGGAGGGUCGCGACUCGAGGACUGCAAGAGAAAAACGAGAAAGCUCGGAUUUCGAAGACGUGCUCGAAAAUCGAAGGGAAGUCCGGGGCUCCUACUCCGAGAUCUCGAACUUCCGAGCAAACGAAAGCUCCGAAAAGCCCGCAGACGCGAGAGGAAGUUAAAUUGAAUUCGAUCGGCGAGUUCACCCCUGAUAGAUCCGAAAAUCUCGAGGACGGAACCACAUCGAGGAUCGUCGAGAAAAAAGCGUCAUCGCCUAAGGAUCAUUCGGGAGAAAUCAUCCAGCCGAGUUUCCAUCCACAGCCGGUGGUCACGCUAGAAUCGCCAAUAGACGUAAUCGCCCUGAAAGGAACUAAAGUGUUCCUGAGAGUGGCUUAUCGCGGACACCCGGAACCGCGAGUUAAAUGGUUCAUAGCGGGUCGAGAACUGACGUCGAGCGACGAGGUGAAAAUUACCACCGGCGAGGGCAUCUCCUGCCUUUUCCUGGAGAAGGUGACACCAGGUCUGGCAGGGAAGUACACCGUCUCCCUGGAGAACUGCUCCGGCACGGAGUGGAGAUGCGCUAGCAUCGUUGUCGAAGGCCCACCGGACCCACCUGCUGGGAUCCCCAACGCUGCUUCAGGAAUUCGAGAGGCCAUUUUAACGUGGAAUUCACCGCACUACGACGGCGGGAGUGCCGUUACGGGAUAUUCUCUGGACCUGAGGCGAGUCAACGAGCAGACCUGGACGGUCGUCGCGGAAGGCUGUCACUCCCUAAAUCACGCCAUCGGAGGUCUGACACCGGGAGAUGCGCUCAGCUUCCGCGUCAGGGCUGAAAACGCUCACGGUACCAGCGAGCCGAGCGCAGAGUCCAACGUGGUUCACAUUCUGGACGACGGAAAUCCAUUCGAAGCCAUUUUCGAGGCACCCAUGGCAGCCCUCGAGGACGGCAAGUCCUUCGAAAGGCGUUACCUGGUUCACGAAGAGCUCGGCAAGGGCAGAUACGGGACGGUCAGAAGAGUCGUGGAGAAGUGCAGUGGCCAAAGUCUGGCGGCGAAGUUCCUCAGGACGAUCAAGUCGAAGGACAGGGAGCGGGUCUACGAGGAGAUCAGGAUCAUGAAGGCGUUGAGACACCCGAAGCUGCUCCGGCUGGACGCCGCCUUCGAGAGCCCCAGAGAGAUCGUCAUGGUCAUGGAAUACAUCUCCGGGGGUGAGCUCUUCGAGAGGGUCGUGGCCGACGACUUCACCCUCACGGAGCGGGACAGCAUCCUCUUCAUCAAGCAGAUCUGCGAAGGGGUCGAGUACAUGCAUCAGAACAACGUCGUGCACUUGGACUUGAAACCGGAGAACGUGAUGUGCCAUACGCGGACUUCCCACGAAAUAAAGCUGAUCGACUUCGGCCUGGCCCAGAUUCUGAAGCCCGGGACACCCGUGAGAGUACUUUUCGGCACGCCGGAAUUUAUUCCCCCUGAAAUCAUCAAUUACGAGCCCAUCGGCACGGAGUCGGACAUGUGGAGCGUCGGCGUAAUUUGUUACGUGCUUUUAACGGGACUUUCGCCCUUCAUGGGCGACAACGACGCCGAGACCUUCGCCAACAUCACCCGGGCAGAUUACGACUUCGACGACGAAGCCUUCGACGCCAUCUCUCAGAAUGCCAAAGAUUUCAUAAGCGCCCUGCUGGAGAAGAAAAAAGAACUUCGCAUGCCGGCGAAGGAAUGCCUAGAGCAUCCCUGGUUGGCCCAACAUACCGAGAGAAUGAGCAGCAUAGCACUCUCGACGGAGAAGCUGAAGAAGUUCAUCGUCCGUAGGAAGUGGCAGAAAACCGGGAACGCCAUCCGAGCCCUGGGAAGAAUGGCGAACCUUUCCGCGAACAGUCGCAGGAGUUCCUCGACGACCAGCUCGGACCCUCCGUCGCCAGUCGAGACCCAAAGUCCGGUGACGCUGGAGGAAGAAAAAACGAUCGUUCCCCAGGAUCUCGAGGCGUCCUUGGAAGAGGACCUCGUGAGCAAACUAGAGUUCGAUUCUCCGAGCGUUCCUUUGCCUCCUGCCUUCUCCCUGUGGUCCCAGAAUCUGCUGGGAAAAGGCGAUCUAAGCAUUCCCGAAGAGGAGACCUCUUCCAUCGCGCUCGUGGAAGAGUCCUCUCGUCUCGAUACCGGCACACCUGCCGUCCAAGAGAGCGAUUCAGGUGAGGGAAUUAUACGCUACCAGUCGGCGGGAGCAGAAAUCCCUGACCUCGCGCAAGACGAGCGGCAGGAGGCGAAGGAAUCCGAGGAGAUAAGUUCCAGCGAGAGCUCGGCUCCGGAUCAGCCUCUAUCUCUGGGAGAGGAAGAACAGAAUUUCGGCGCCAUCGGUGAGGACCUGUCUUCGGCUGCUGUGGAAAAAGCCGAGGAAAAAGAUAAGAGACCGGGGCUGAGCCGGGGCCGCGUGAUCCACACCGGGAGCGUCAGUCGCACCGCCAGGAUGUUCGAGAAAGAGGAGACCUCGCCGUCCGACGAGUGUCCUCGGGGCUCCUUCCGUCGUCCUUCUUCGGCGCUUUCCAGCGUCGGGAAGUCCCAAAACGAGGGCAUUCGCCGGGCCUUCGCCUUCUGGAACAAAUGAGCGUCGAUACUAGAGGUUCCACGGGAAAGGUCCCACGUAUUCCCGGGAAUUCCUGGCUCGGCCUCGCGGCGCCGUUAAGCUCGUCAAUAUCUAACCAAAAAAGACUCGAGGGGGCGAGGAAAUUCUACGUUACGCCUCGGAAAUCGCCGGGUCGCCGGUGUUCUUCGCGAUAACCAGACAUUUCUUUAGCGACUAAGUAUGUACGUCUACGCGGGUUUCGCGAGAGAGUAGGGGAGAUAUAUUCGAAUGCAAGAGUGAGCAGGAGGCACGAGUGAUGGGAACUCCCCGACCGUACUAUUGUAGCGCCUUUUCUACUUUAGCAACCACGCUCUAGGAAACAGGGGUAAUUGUUUUCAAAACAAACCGCACGACCCGCGUGGUAGCCGUAUUGCGAUUGCUCCCUAGGAAGGUAGCUCGUUACUCCACCUGAUGCAGUGCGAGGGUGUGUGUGAAUAAAGAAGUUGUGGUACAUGA
Molecule: messenger RNA, 24802 nt
Organism: Orussus abietinus
Lineage: Eukaryota; Metazoa; Arthropoda; Insecta; Hymenoptera; Orussidae
Product: titin homolog
Exons: 44
Coding region: 122-24328 (8068 amino acids)
Biological process (GO): protein phosphorylation
Molecular function (GO): protein kinase activity; metal ion binding; ATP binding
Source: RefSeq, a predicted model, not a curated record